Messenger RNA from Lampris incognitus (smalleye Pacific opah), 1380 nucleotides. It is a transcript of the gene rgs7a, whose product is annotated as regulator of G protein signaling 7a. NCBI's taxonomy places the organism in Eukaryota, Metazoa, Chordata, Actinopteri, Lampriformes, Lampridae. Gene Ontology annotation, biological process: intracellular signal transduction; regulation of G protein-coupled receptor signaling pathway; G protein-coupled receptor signaling pathway. The record is from RefSeq and is a predicted model, not a curated record.
AUGGCACAGACCAACAGUGUUGGGCAGGGAACCAAUGGGGUAGCGGAUGAGUCGCCCAACAUGAUAGUGUACAGAAAGAUGGAAGAUGUAAUAGCCCGCAUGCAGGAGGAGAAAAAUGGAAUCCCGAUCCGCACCGUGAAAAGUUUUCUAUCCAAGAUCCCCAGUGUUUUUUCAGGGUCGGAUAUCGUGCAGUGGAUGAUCAAGAAUUUAAACAUUGAAGAUCAAGUGGAGGCACUCCACCUAGGAACCCUGAUGGCUGCCCAUGGCUACUUCUUCCCCAUCUCAGACCAUGUCCUCACUCUCAAAGACGAUGGCACGUUCUAUAGGUUUCAGACUCCUUACUUUUGGCCAUCAAACUGCUGGGAGCCAGAAAACACAGACUAUGCUGUUUACCUCUGCAAAAGAACAAUGCAAAAUAAAGCACGUCUCGAGCUUGCAGACUAUGAGGCAGAGAGCUUAGCGAGGCUACAAAGGGCCUUUGCCAGGAAAUGGGAGUUCAUUUUUAUGCAAGCAGAAGCACAAGCAAAAGUGGACAAAAAAAGAGACAAGAUUGAGAGAAAAAUUCUCGACAGUCAGGAAAGAGCAUUCUGGGAUGUGCACAGACCAGUGCCUGGAUGUGUGAACACAACAGAAGUAGACAUAAAGAAAUCCUCCAGAAUGAAAAACCCCCACAAGACAAGAAAGUCUGUAUAUGGGCUGCAGAAUGAUGUCCGUACCCACAGCCCUACCCACACCCCUGCCCCAGAGGCCAAGCAGCCGACAGAGGAGGAGCUGCAGGAACAGAUCACCUUUUGGCAAGUGCAAUUAGACAGGCAUCGACUGAAGAUGUCCAAAGUGGCGGAUAGUUUGCUGGGCUACACAGAGCAGUAUCUUGAAUAUGACCCCUUCCUCACACCACCAGACCCCUCCAAUCCCUGGAUCUCAGAUGACACCACAAUCUGGGAGCUAGAGGCUAGUAAGGAGCCAGGCCAGCAGAGGGUGAAGAGGUGGGCUUUCGGCAUUGAUGAAGUGCUCAAAGAUCCUGUGGGGCGAGAGCAGUUCCUCAAGUUUCUGGAGUCUGAGUUCAGCUCAGAGAACCUUAGGUUUUGGCUUGCGGUCCAGGAGCUGAAGAAGCGCCCAAUCAGAGAGGUUCCCACACGUGUUCAAGAGAUCUGGCAGGAGUUUAUGGCCUCUGGAGCACCCAGUGCCAUCAACGUGGACUCCAAGAGCUAUGACAAAACCACCCAGAAUGUCAAAGAUCCUGGACGCUACGCUUUUGAGGAUGCACAGGAACACAUCUACAAGCUGAUGAAGAGUGAUUCGUACAGUCGCUUCAUCCGUUCCAGUGCCUAUCAGGAGCUUUUACAGGCCAAGAAAAAGAAAAGCAAGAACUUGUUCUGA